Messenger RNA from Microthlaspi erraticum, 441 nucleotides. The record is from the annotation of a GenBank genome assembly. NCBI's taxonomy places the organism in Eukaryota, Viridiplantae, Streptophyta, Magnoliopsida, Brassicales, Brassicaceae.
AUGGAAUCCUACAAGGAGCUCACUUGCGAGUUCUUGGCUUCAAUGAGGUACCACAUGUACGAUGAGGAGGAUAGAGCUGAUUUGGACCAAGGAUUGGGAUGGAUCACGUUCUUGGCUAAGGGAGAGAAGAGAAUGGUGACCUUUAGGCAGUUGGAGAUCUUGUUUGGGUUCAACUAUGGAGAAGGGAUUGAGUGGAACUUCAAGGAAAAGGAACUCCAAAGGGUUUGGGCUACAAUCGCUGAUGGAGGAAGGCAACCGGGACAAUCAACGAGGGGGAACUCAAGCUUUCUUGACAUGGGAAUCAAGCCCAUCUCUCACGCACAAGCGAUGGCAAGAGGAUCAGGGGAGAUAGUCCACACAGGGAACUUGAUGCCUUUCCUUGACCACCUCCUCACCUACAAGACACGCCUACAACACUCGCAUCAACAAGGGAGAAGCUAA